Messenger RNA from Drosophila mojavensis, 6793 nucleotides. RefSeq names its product sterile alpha motif domain-containing protein 5 (gene SKIP). The record is from RefSeq and is a predicted model, not a curated record. Bases 1658 to 4831 code for a protein of 1057 amino acids. Gene Ontology annotation, molecular function: protein binding. The transcript has 18 exons. NCBI's taxonomy places the organism in Eukaryota, Metazoa, Arthropoda, Insecta, Diptera, Drosophilidae.
UGGUUUGUUCGUUGCUGUUGCCGAGCAACUCUUGACGUGAACGGACGUGUUUUUUCUCGCAGCGGCAAACACUGCGAACGCAACGAAAGAACAGACAGGCGACAAAUACAAAACACCGUAACGCAACCGAAUAAAACUGUAAAGUGCAAGAACGUUAUACACCAAUACAAUACAAUACAAUACUUUCUCAGAAGGAACGUCUGCUGCGUUUUUGUUUUUGUUAUCGUUGUUAAAGUCAAGUGAACAAGUAUCCGGUUAAAAUUAUAAAUAAAAUUUUAUUUUACACCUCUUUGGUUUAGUGUUACGUUUUAUGUUGAAUUUGUAUAGUUUUCGCAAUUGUCCAAAAUGCAAUUGAACAUGAAUAAGAAUCAAUUACCGGUGCGCGUGUGAGACUCUUAAUAAUAAUAAUCAAAAUCAAAAUCAUAAUAAAACGGUGAGCACGAGAGACAAUCAAAUAAUUAUAAUACGAGUAUAUGACAAGCUUGAGAGCUUCACGUGCAGCAUAAGAAAUCGUGAUAACACACACACACAAAUAUAUGUACAUAAACAUCAACAGCAGCAUCAGCAUUUUGUUGUUGUGCACGCUCAAUCGCCGUUAACAUCGUGUGUGUUCCAGCAACAGCAGCAGCGGCAGCCACCAACAAAUACAAACGAGCAAUUUUCGUGCGUCGACGUCGCUGCUGCCGGCUGCUGCAAUUAUGUGUAGCAGCAGCGACGCUUUAAAUAAAAGGUAGACAGCAAUAGCAACAAAACAAGCAUAACAGGCAGAAGCUUCCGCUGCCUCAGUCGCCGUCACCGUCGCUGUCUCUUGCAUGCAAUUAAUGUACACAGUUUUUUGCAUACAUAAAUUACAGCAACAAAACAACUACAACAACAACAAAAGUAACAUCAGCGGCAGCAACGUUUACAAUUUGUGUGUGCUUUGCCGGCAGACGCUGUCGAGUGCUGCCGCCGCCCCAAAGGUCGUUGGCGCUAAGGUCACAGUCAACUGAAGAGAGAAGCGAGAUUUAGAGAAAGAGAGAUAAAGAGUGUACGAAUUUCGUGCUGCAAGUGUGACACACAGGAACGCCCCAACAACAAUAAUACAAAAGCUUGAAAAAAACGGUAAAUCUUCAAAUACGCGUGUGCCUCAAGUAUUUAGAUAAAAUAAAAACGUAAAUUCAACAAACAGCAGCAGCAAUCGCUGUCGACGUCAACGUCAGCGCAGCUUGCAAAUCGCAUGCAUGCAACAUAAUGUGGCACCAUCAGCAGCAGCAGCAGCAGUAGCGCAGGCAGGAAAUUUGAAAAGCGCGUCGAGGUAUGGGAAACUGCAAAAAUGUGAGAUCAACUUUGAUGUGUCUCUGUGUGUGUGUGGCCUGCGGCAAUGACUUUUAACGAGAGCAUUUAAAACAAUACGAAAAGCUUUAACGUAACGGUCUAAGGAAAUUGCAAGCUGUAAGCAGCAGCAGCAGCGGCAAUAACAAUAAGAAGUGGAAGAAGAAGAAGAAGAAGAGCAGGGCAACAGCUGUGGGCACAGCGCGUUUAGCACGUGACGCGGCGCUAAUAGACGACCCCGUUUUGUAACGGUAAUUGGUGGCACACACGUGAGCGCACAUCGAAUCGUUCACACACCCACACACACACACACAGGCAUCCAGCUAGCUGGCCAGGUGUCAAAAUGGCCGUUAGCAACAUCGUUUGCGAAUGGCUGCGCGCCCUGGGGCUAGCGCAAUACGCGGAAAGCUUCCUGGACAAUGGCUACGAUGACUUGGAGAUUUGCAAACAAGUCGGCGAUCCCGAUCUGGAUGCCAUUGGCGUCGAUAAUCCAGUCCAUCGACACAAGCUGCUCAAGAGCGUACGCUCGCUGCGCGAAAAGGGAGCUGCCUCAGUCUAUUUCAUGCUCAACGAUCCCAAUUCACUCUCGGGCAGCAUGGAGAUCCUGUGCGAGACGCCGCCCAGCAACGAACUGGAAAUGGUGCUGGCCGAACAGCUGGAGACGGACGGAGUGCGUCUGACAGCGCAUCCAUAUUCAACACCGGAUGGACAACGCGGCCAUUUAGAGGGUCUUGCAUCCGUCUAUUGUGAAUUGUUAAUGGCUCCCUUUGGGGAUAUUUUAAGUGCUUUAGAAAAUGCUAGACAAGCAGCAUGGGCGGAGCGCAGUCCGCUCCAUCCCGCCGGCGGCAGCAGCGGCGGCGCCAGCGGCAGCGGUGGCAGCGGCCUCAGCGGCAGCGCCGGUGGCAGCGGCAGCGCUACCGCCGGCGGCAUGCACCAUCGCCAGCAGCACGGCCAUCGCGGUCACUCAGCGCACGGCGCCGGCCUGCCAAAUAGUCAUAGUCAGCCCAUUUAUGUGCCAGGAAAGUAUUCGCCCUCCAGCUGCUUGUCGGACAAGGAGGAGGACGAGAUCUACGGCUUUGGCUAUGGCGUCUUUGCGCCGCGAGUGGCACGCGGCGGCUUGACACAGCAGCAGCAGCUGUUGCAGCAGCAGACACUGCAAACGCAGCACAGCAUACAGCAGCAACAGUUGCAGCAGCAGCAGCAGCAACAGCAACAACUACCAAAUGUGCCAGGCCAACAGCCGGCAGGACAGCCCGGCGUUGGACCACAACAGCAUCAGACACUCCCGCCAAACGUAGCGCAUCUGAACUUUGUGCAGCAAAACUGCCUGAGUCCACGCUCCGCAUACUUCUACGAGUUCCCACCGACUGCAGAGGGACGCGAGACAAAGAAGCGCACGACUCUGGCGCGGCUGCUGAAAGGCUUGAAAACUGUCAAUCGAAGGGAUCGCAACAAUCAACAAAAUGGCGCACAAGCCAGGGCGGCCAACGAUCGCCUGAGGCACUUCCAGAUGAUAAACGGCGGAGCGGGCGCGCCGCAGCAGAGCUUCGAGGAGACAAUCCACCGGCUAAAAGUCCAAGAGGCCAUGCGCAAGAAGGAGAAGUUUCAACGUGAGCACGAAGAGAUCUUGCGGGACAUACGGCAGGGCCUGCUGCAGAUGAGUCGGGGCGAGGGACGAGCGGUCUAUCCCUUUGCAGAUGAUACGUACAUGUACGACGAGGCGCUGCGCAACGGCCCCGGCGCCGUUGGCCAGGGUGGUGCGCAUUAUGCGGUCAGUGCGCUGCACCACCAAGGUCAUUGGUACGACGAGCCGCCCUACGAGAGCGAUCCCGAUGAUUUUCUUAUGGCCGGACUUAAUUGUGGACCAGCUGCUACCAUACAGGGUGGCCGUGUGCGCUUCUCAAACAACCGCGAGAGCACGGGCGUAAUUUCAUUAAGAUCCGCCGGAGAUAUUUCGCUGCCGCAGCGCGGACCGCCGCGUCGAGGGCUUAUCGUGCCACAGCAGCCGCCAAAUCCGCCGACAAUAAUACCGUUAACGCAUGCCAGAUCGCAUGAUCGUGAGAGCGGCGACUAUGCUGGCUCCAUUUCGGAUUUACAAAGCGUUACCUCCAGACUGAGCACAGUUUCGAUUGGCACCAACAAUUGCACCGCCAGAUACCGGACGCUGAGUGGAGGCAUCGGCGAGUCGCCGUCGCUGUCCCCGAGCCCCUCCUCCGACUACGAGGACAUCGGCGCCACAAGGCACGGACUGCCGCCCAGUUUUGCAGCGAAGGCCAAAAAGAACGGACUGCCGCACAAGGCGAAUACGAUUUGCCAGAAGGCCAUGGUGCAUCACUCGGGCGAAAUGCGUAGCUCGCCAAAGGAAAUUGGCGCAUUUAAUGAGAAUGGACGAAACUUUGUUGCCACAAAGGAUACAUCAAGGGAUUUCAGCAAUUCCCAAGAUAAUACCGACCGUGGCAGCAUGAGCGAUCAGGCGUUUGCAUGUUCCGCCAGCUCCGUUGAAAGUUUGCCCAGUGCAUCCGGUUCGAGCACUCAAGCUCUAGUGCGUCCCGGCAGCCCACACAGCUCCAUUUCAGCCGAGGAUCGCGCCUCCCUGGCGCCCAUUUGCAAGGCCAAGGCACUUGUCGACAGUCUGCCCAAUCCCUACGACAAGGAGGCACUCAAAUUCAAGAAGGGCGACCUGAUCGAUGUGCUGUCCAUGAAUGCGUCGGGCAUUUGGAAGGGUCGCUGCCAUGGCCGCGUGGGCCACUUCAAGUUCAUCAACGUGGAGGUGCUGCCCGAGCAGCGCAUGAAGAACUCGAGCAGCAAGACCCUGGCGCCCGCCUCUCGACUGGCCAACAGCAACAACGGCAGCGGCAACGCGGGGCCCAGCUCCGUGGACGAUCUGCUGAUACGCAUCGGGCUCAAGGAGUACACCUCCGUCUUUGUGCUCAACGGGUACGAGGAUUUGGAGCUGUUCAAGGAACUCGAGCCGGCUGAUCUGGACUAUCUGGGCAUACUCAACCAGGAGCAUCGCGCCAAGCUGCUGACGGCCGUGCAGCUGUUGCACGACAUUGAAUCUACAAAUUUCGCACGCACAGGCUCCGACAUGGACAUAGCCGGCUCCAGCUCGGAGAACGACGAAGCGCGCCUGAACAACAUCAACAAGAAGCACGGCGCCUCGCCCUUUGGCCGACGACACUUUCCACGGGACUCCGGCUGCUACGAGGGCUCGCCGCUGCCCAGCUCCCAGACGCCCACGCAGACGGUGAACUCGACGGACGACUCGAACAGCCUCGACGAUGUGGUCUCCAAGUGCUCCAGCGAGAUAAUGAAGCGCGUGGAGAGCGCACGGCGCUGCAAGGAGAACCCGUUCAAGGCGACGCUGCCGGCGCGAGUCGGCAAGAAGUCCUUUCUUGGCGGCGGCAGUCUUAUGGGCGACGAUACGCUCACGCGUGGCGGCCUCAGCGAGAAGUCGAGCGACUCGGGCGUCAGUAGCAGUUCGCUAUCAUCGGGUCCGCUGAAGAGCAGCACUUAACAUUUGCCAACCAUACUCGCCCACGAGCUGCUGCUGGGCGUGGGCCAGGCGGGCGGCGGCAGCAGCGUGGGCGCCACCUCGCCCACCACCUCGGUCGCCUCGGCUGGCAUGCUGGGCUGUCCCAGCAGUGGCAGUGGCAAUGCCAGCCUGAAUGCCACGGCGCCACUUGGCAACAUCUGCAACACUCUGCCGCAUGCCCCGUCCGGUGGCAGCAGCACGAUGGGCCUCUCUAGCAAUCUGCCGCUGAACCGCAAUCUGGUGAUGUUGCGCAAUCAUUUGCGCAAAAAUACGAGUGGAAAUGCAUCAGCCGCACUGCAGGACGACAAGGAUCAAUAACAACCCAUUUAUUACAUACAGAUUUUAGUUUAGAUUCUCGAUACUUCAGUUAGAUAUAUGUAUGUAUUUCAAUUGCUGUGAUUCGAUAGUGAAAAAAGGCCAAGACGCGUCUUUCAGUUCAAAUGUAUAGUGUAUAGAGACAGAUAGAUAGCAACAGAGCGAGAGAGCAAGAGAGAGAGAGAGAUAGUGAGAUAUAGAGAGAGCGAGAGAGUGAGCACAUUAAGCAAAGUCAGUUAGUCAGUCAAUCCUUCCUCCGAUAAUGUUGGCAUUUAUAUAUAUACUCUUAUAUAUAUAUAUUUACAUAUAUAUAUAUGUGAAAAGACAGAGCUAUAUACUUAGUAAUUGUAAUGUAAUCAAAUCGUUUAACUAUUUUUAGUUAGCCUGAUGUAAACAACAGAAACAAAAACAAGAAAUGAUUAACGAAACAUUUUCUCAUUUGCCAUUUUUUGCCAAUUGCUUUCUAUGUAUAUUUCGCAACGUGAUAUUGUCAAACGUCCAACUUGAAUUGCAGUUUUUAAUCGAUGAAACCACAUUUUAAUUAACACGAGGGAACGGGCCGAAGAUAUCUAUCUAUAAAUAACUCAAGUUGAUUCCUAUAUUAUGGCACAAAGGCUGCCGGCAAUAGACCAAUUACAUUUUAAAGCCCAAAUAUUUACACGAAGCAAACGAAUUUGCCAAUAUUUAUAAUUCUAUAAAGAGAAACUCAAUUGAAUUAAGUAUCACACACACACACACACAGACACACUCACAUCAUGAUGUAUCCGUCAAAGUUGUAUAUUUGAAAAUUCAGCUAAGGGAAAAUUGUAUGCUAAGCAAUAUAAAUUGGUAAAACGUAGACUCCAGACAAGCGAGCUGUAUAUAGUAAGGGUAUUCUUGUCACUGGAGUGUUCAUGAAUGCCAUUUAACAGUUAAAUGCAAAUAUGUACUAAUAAUAAGAUACACACUUAUAUACAUAUUUAUAUAUAUAUAUAAACUAUUAGCAAUUGCCAGCUAUUUAGCGAUAAUCAAAAGGAAAAGGACAAUGAAACGAAUUGGAUGGCAGAUUUUAUUGAUUUCACAUUAAACAAUUAGUUAAAUAAAUCAAUACAAAUAUUUCAAAGCGAGCACAAAAAGAGAAUAUAUAUAUAUAUACAUACAUAUAUAUUUAAACUAUAUCAUAGCGCAUAUGAAUAUCGAAUACCAAUCGACUUUAUGUACAUUUGACACAGAAACGAAAAACCAAUUCCGCUUUUAAUCAUAAUUAAGCAAAAUUAUAUAUAUAUAUAUAUAAAUAUAUAAAUAUUCAUAAAAUUAACAACUAAAAUUAAAUAAUCCCAAAAACUUAAAUAAAAUUUUAUAAUUAGUCCAAACAAAAAGAAAAAAUAAAAAGAUUAUUAAUUGCGCACGUGUUAUAGCCAGAGAGUAAAAAUAUUCUUAUGUAGGCAUUUUGAAUUUUUUUAUUUAUCUAAAAACAUAAAUUUAAGUGUUUCAACUGUAAAUUAUAUUAGAGAGAAAGCAAAACAAAUGCAGAAUGCACAAGAGCCACAUGCAGCAUGUGCAAAAAGUUUCCAUUUAUCACUGUAAAAUUAUGUAAUUAAAUUCGAAUAUGUAAGCAAUAUUAAAGUUUAAAGUAACAAAAAAAAAAAA